AUGGCAGUGUCGCUGGCCAGCCUGGCGGCCACCCUGGCGGAGUCGCAGCUCAACUACGAGGCCAUCCGCCCCGACACCAAGGACGCCGUGGCGGAGGCUGUCUUGGGCUUCAAGCCCUCCCCGGCGCAGCUGGCGCUGAGGGUGAGAGAGCUAGUGGCGGCGGACCAGUUGGCGCCCGCGGAGAACCUCCUGGUGCGCUGGGGCCAGGAUGAGAUGACCGCCUGCUGGGCGGUGCUCAGUCGAGACGAGACAUCUUUGGGGGGCCAAAGCUCAUUGGACCUCUCUGUGAAAGCCUGCAACUACCCGCUGACCUUGGUGUUGCUGAAGUAUGUGCCAACAGACCUGAGCAAUGAGAUGAUCGCCCUGCUCAACGAGCCCAACCCCUUCACGGGGCACAGCCUGCUGUACGCGGCGGUGCUCUACUCGAACCGCCACACGGCCACGGUGGUCAACGAAUUGCUCCGGCGCAAGGCAGACCUCAACAGCCAGCGCCAGGGCGAGACUAUGCUGGUGAAUUGUGUCAGGCGUGCUGACCUCUCCUUGCUCCGGCGGGUGGUGGAACAUCGGGCGGAUGUGAACGUGAAGACCGCGAAUGGCACGACCUUGCUGCAGGUGGCGGUGGAACGGGGCAACCCGGAGAUUCUGAGCUUCCUUUUGAGCUGCUGUGAUGUGAAUGCGGUAGAUCGCAAUGGCAGCACUGCAUUGGUGUCUGCCCUGCGACAAGGCAAGCCGCCCUAUGAGCUCGCGCACAUGCUCCUGGACGCUGGCUGCGACCCCUCUGUGCCCGACGUGGACGGCAUCCAAUGCUUGCCUUAUGCCAUGGCGACACGGGAUGUGGCCAUCUACCAAGCGAUUUUGGAGCACAGAGGCGACCCCGACGCCCUGGCCGAGCCCCGGCGAGAUCGCAGUGCACCGAGUCGCAUGCUGCACGCGGCGGCGCAGGCGCACAAUGAGGAUCUGGUGAGGUGCCUCUUGGAGGCUGCUGCCACGGUGAGCCACACGGACGCCCGGGGCCGCACCAUUCUGCACAUGGCGCUGGGCCUCAGCUUCGCGGAGAAGACCGUAGAGAUGAUCCUGGAGCUUCAGGGGGACCCCAAUGCCCGGCAGGGGGACUUCCAGGGUGAGACUCCGCUUCGCCUCGCAGUCUUGAAGAAUUCCCCGGCGGUCAGCCUCCUGCUUCGCAUGAGGGCCGACCCCAACGGUGCCAACCUGGGUGGCUACUCCGCCCUCUUCGGGGCUUGCGUCUCUGGGAACCUGGACACCGCACGGACUUUGCUGGCCUUCCGGGCAGAUGUGGACAAUUUGGACCGGAAGUGGGCCCAACUGCUGGAUCCGCCGCGAGAGGUCAGCUUUGACGCAGUGGCGCCUAAGCACCGGGCCACGCUUUGGGCCCAGGCGCGGUAUCGACCCAGACGGAAGGCGCCGCGCGUGGAAGUCUCCGAGGAGCCCGUCGACUUGGAUGCACUGCCCUUUGCACUGCCACCCAUCGAGCGGCUGAAGCGAGUGGGCAGAACUCGGUGA
Effrenium voratum is the source of this 1521-nucleotide messenger RNA. The record is from the annotation of a GenBank genome assembly. NCBI's taxonomy places the organism in Eukaryota, Dinophyceae, Suessiales, Symbiodiniaceae.